Molecule: messenger RNA, 2148 nt
Organism: Trichomonas vaginalis G3
Lineage: Eukaryota; Parabasalia; Trichomonadida; Trichomonadidae
Product: EXS-related protein family
Exons: 1
Coding region: 1-2148 (715 amino acids)
Source: RefSeq, a predicted model, not a curated record
AUGGACAAUUCCCAAAUUCCUCCUUUAGAAAACAAAGAAGAACCAAAGAAGUCGUCAAAUUCAGGAUUCCCUCUUAUUUCUCCAUCACCAUUGGCACAAGGAUUUGAUUCAUCUCCACUUCUCAAAGCAGAAGCUCCAUUCCAGCCAUUGAUGGGUGCAGCUCUUCCUUCUUUAGAAGCCAUACAAGCAGAACCAGAGCCAUCCAAUGACAUCAAAGUGGAACAGACAGGAAAUGUUGGAUCAUACAAAAACGAUUCUUUAUUUGCAAGUUCUGUAACAAACGAAAUUCCUGAUCCAUCAGCAUUUCCUUCUCUUCCUAAUUUCGACUCUCCUCUCGCACCACAAGAGCCGCAGUUCAUGGACAUCCCGACAGCAGACGAAGAAGUCUCUCCUCUCACGAGAAGCAACAUUGGAAAUCUCCCUCAUUUUGAUACUUCAACACUUGAUUCCAGCCAUUUAGGAAACCUUUCUGACCCUCGAAUUGAAGAAAUUGAUUUGUCAAAUUUAAACAAUUUCGACAACCUUCCAAUUCCUUCUUCAAUGGACAACUUGCAGCCAAUUGACGGAACUCUCCCUCCAAUGGACAACUCUCUUAAUUUACCUCCAAUGGACGGAAAUCUUCCACAAAUUGAUCAUUUGCAACCAAUGGAUAACUCCCAAAUUCCUUCUCUGGACCAACCAAAUCUUCCUCCAAUGGAUAAUUCAAUGAAUUUACCUCCAAUGGAUAAUUCAAUGAAUCUUCCUCCAAUGGAUAAUUCAAUGAAUUUACCUCCAAUGGAUAAUUCAAUGAAUUUACCUCCAAUGGAUAAUUCAAUGAAUCUUCCUCCAAUGGAUAAUUCAAUGAAUCUCCCUCCAAUGGAUAAUUCAAUGAAUCUCCCUCCAAUGGAUAAUUCAAUGAAUCUCCCUCCAAUGGAUAAUUCAAUGAAUCUCCCUCCAAUGGAUAAUUCAAUGAAUCUCCCUCCAAUGGAUAAUUCAAUGAAUCUCCCUCCAAUGGAUAAUUCAAUGAAUCUCCCUCCAAUGGAUAAUUCAAUGAAUCUCCCUCCAAUGGAUAAUUCAAUGAAUCUCCCUCCAAUGGAUAAUUCAAUGAAUCUCCCUCCAAUGGAUAAUUCAAUGAAUCUCCCUCCAAUGGAUAAUUCAAUGAAUCUUCCGCCAAUGGAUGGAAAUCUUCCUUCUUUGGACCAACCAAAUCUUCCUCCAAUGGACAAUUCCCAGUUUGGUCAGAUUCCAUCUUUGGAUCAAUCAACUUUGCCUCCAAUGGAUAACUCAUUAAAUCUUCCUCCAAUGGACAAUUCACAAAUUCCUUCCUUGGAUCAACCAAAUCUUCCGUCAAUGGAUAACUCGUUAAACCUUCCACAGAUUGAUGGAAAUCUUCCUCCGAUGGAUAAUUCACUCAAUCUUCCACCAAUAGGAAACCAAGACUUCGGACAGCUUCCUCCAAUGGAUCAACCAAAUCUUCCCCCAAUGGACAAUUCUCUUAAUUUACCUCUAAUGGACCAACCAAAUCUUCCUCCAAUGGAUCAAUCAGCUCCACAAAAUGAACUUAAAUUGCCAGAUUUGGGUGGAAUUCCUCCUUUACCAGGUGAUAAAAAGAAGAGCAAUGGAAAUAUUCCACAACUUUCUCUUCCAAACCUCAUUUUACCACCAUCAUCUUCAGACAAAUCAGGAAGUGGAAUACCUCCUUUGUCAAUUCCUCCUCUUGAUGCAAAUAAAACGUCAAACAGUGGUUUACCACAAUUGAAUCUUCCUCCAAUGGAUUUAUCGAAACCAAAAAAUUCUUCACAAAUUGUUCCACCACCUUUGAACCUUCCAGAUCCAUCAAAACCACCAGCUAACCCUGGUGCACCUCCACCAUUAAAUCUCCCAGGAAUCGGAGGCAUUCCUCCUCCAAACAAUUCUCCUUCAGUUUCCCCACCUUUGAACCUUCCAGGAAUAGGCGGAUUGCCAACUUUUGGAGCAGAAGGAGGUGCUCCACCACCUUUGGGAAUGCCAGGAAUCGGGGGAUUGCCAACUCCUGGAGCUGGAGGUGGAGGUUUGUUUACUGUAAAUGCUGCGGAUUUGGCAGCUUUGACAAGUGGAGGUAAAAAGAAACUGAAAAAGAAGAAGAAAGUUACAAAGAAAGAUGAUGAAUUGCCUCCAAUCGAGUUCUAA